GAUCUCUGACUAGUUUAUAGUAUAAUCUGUGGUAAUACUUAUGUGUGCUUGUGAUAUUAUUGUUGUUGUUGUCUUAAAUUAUUAAUUAUUGGUUAAUGAUCCGGCUGUGACUAGCUACGUGCUGAAUGUAAAAUGCCACCAAAAAAACGAUUUAUAACCUGUGAAAUAUGUGGAUAUCGAUCCAGUCGUAAGAGUAGUGAGAAAAGGACGUUUAUGGCGAAGUUUCCUUUGGAUGAGGACCGAUGCCGGCAGUGGGUGAAGGUGGUCGGCAAAGAAGAUUUAGUGUAUGUGCCCAUAGAAAAAUUGCAUACACUGAAGUAUGUUUGCGGCAGCCACUUUGAAAACAAUGAUUUUAAUCAAAAACAAACUCGCCUUAAUAGGUCUGCUGUGCCAUCAAAAAACUUAAAAGCUGAUCCACUACCUGAUGAUAUGCUCACUGAAUUUCCUUGUUAUAUAUAUGACAGUGAAUCUUCGCUAUCACAGGUUGAAGGAAUCACUGGAUCUUGUAAUACAGAACCACCUACUUCAUGCUUGGAGUUACUCGACCAUGAUUAUUAUGUGAGAAAGAGAAAAGCCCUUCGUAAAAGAAAAAAAGCGCCUGAGAAAAAAGAGAAAUAUGCAGUAAAAUCUGAUGUCGAUAAUGAUCUCGGAGACGUCCAGAAUGAUUUCGAAGAUGAACAAGCCACCUCCAGCUUAAUUGAGACCCCGGCAUCCUUAGUUUAUAAACGCAAAUACAGCCCUGGAACCCCGAUAUGCAGAGCUUGUCUGACUACGCGUAGGAAAGUCUACAGCAUACAGGAUUCUGAUGUCCUGGAUGCAUAUCAAAGUCUGUCAGGAACGGAGGUCUCUGAAGAUGACCGUCUACCGAACUGGCUCUGCAGCCAUUGCAUUAUUUUACUACGGAAAUGCAAGAGGUUCAUCCAAAGCUGCAAGGAAGCUGUGAAGGAAUUGAGUGAAGCCUUAUCUACUGGCUAUAUAGUGGACGCUCGAAAAUUUGAAAACUGUAGAUACGAGAGAUCAGAAAUAACAAACAUUGAUAUCGUUGAAGCAGAAAAUGUUGAGUUAACAGAAAAACCAGAUGAAGAAGUUGUAUUUAAUGAUGCAGAUGAAAUUGUAAACGAGGAAGUCGUCGAAGAUGUUGAAAACAAAGAUCCGGAUUUGUUAUUAUUUGAUAAAAAAAUUUUUCGCAGCAAUCAGACUCUACGUAUCCUGUCGGAUCCGAUCAAGUUGGAGGAAUUUCAGAAUUUAUAUCAUGUCGAUGCACAUAAGCUUAGCCACGAAGAGAAGAUGCAAGAUGUACUCGACAGAAGGGACAGAACCAAUUACUUGAAUAGCCCUUUUAAAUGUGAUAUGUGUUUUAAAGGAUUUAUGGCUGAGGAUUUUUUGUAUAAUCACAUUCGACGUGCACAUUCGGAAAGCAAUCCAGAGAUGUGUGAGUUUUGUAAGAACAAGUACCGCACGCAGCGUGAACUGGCUCUCCACUAUAUCCAGCAACACACGGUCAAAAUAUCGUGUCGGCUAUGUCCACGGAUAACCCGAACUAUUGUUGAAGCGAAGAAACACUUCAUUGAAUUUCACCAAAGAAAACUCUCAACUACCUGUGAAUACUGCGGACUGGAAUUCUGUUCGACGCCGAAAUAUCUUCAGCACGUCAACGACGUACAUCCGAAUGAACUGAUCUGGUGUAAUAUGUGCGGACAUUUGUUCAUUCGAGAGGUCAGUCUCGAGAAGCACAAGAAAAGACGUCAUCGUAAUCUCCAUCUGUCGGCAUCGUGUCCCCACUGCGAGGUCCAGCUGGUGGACGGCGCGGCGCUGGACAGCCACUUGUUCCCCGGCAUCUGUAGCCGCUACACGUGUGUACACUGCGGGGCCGGACACUCCGACGCCAUGCGACUGCGGAACCAUAUCGUCAAGGCACACAACAAAAGGAACGUCACACGUUUUACUUGUCCAAAGUGUAAUAAGGUGUACAAACAAGGCGCUCAUUUACAAAAUCAUCUCAAGUAUGUACAUUACAAGGUCAACAGGAAGGUCGUCUGCGAGAUCUGCGGCGUUGUAGUCGCUACUAACGCGUCAUUGAAGGUUCAUAUGCGGCACCACACGGGCGAGCGGCCAUACCAGUGCCCCGUCUGUAUGAAGGGAUUCAUGAGCCAAACUAGUAUGAUGCGUCAUCGCAAUACAGUGCAUACGACCCUUCGUCCAUUUGUCUGCGAAAGAUGUCCGAAGGCUUUUAAGAAAAAAGACAGUCUUUUGAGUCAUGAACAGAAAGUUCACGAUAUUCGGACGGCGCCUCCAGGAGAAUUGCCGUCGCUCGGUGUUUUGAUUUGAAGAAGUCUUUAAUCCAAAGAAAGUGAUUUUGCAUCAAACCCCAAGCGAACGCAGGCUUUCGCACCU
Molecule: messenger RNA, 2394 nt
Organism: Spodoptera exigua (beet armyworm)
Lineage: Eukaryota; Metazoa; Arthropoda; Insecta; Lepidoptera; Noctuidae
Source: the annotation of a GenBank genome assembly